Enhydra lutris kenyoni (northern sea otter) is the source of this 2504-nucleotide messenger RNA. Its product is annotated as deleted in primary ciliary dyskinesia homolog (mouse). Lineage: Eukaryota; Metazoa; Chordata; Mammalia; Carnivora; Mustelidae. The coding region runs from base 1631 to 2284 and encodes 217 amino acids. The record is from RefSeq and is a predicted model, not a curated record. The transcript has 5 exons.
UUUAAACAAAGUUAAAAGGCAAUUGAAAUAAUAUUUGCAACAUACAUGACACAUGGUUAAUAUCAUAAAGAUCAGUCAGAUUAGUAAGAAAAAGAUAAAUGCCCAAAUAGAAUAUGCUAAGGUCUAAACAUAGUAAAUCACUAGAAACAUGACCAAUAAACCUUUGGAACAGCGUUCAGCCUUACAGAUACUUAAAGCUAUGCACAUUAUCCUACUUUGGUUAUUAGAGCAUGGAUUUUGGCCUCAGAUGAGCUGAAAUAUCGGUCUGUCAUUUCAUAGCUUUAUGAGCUUGGAUAAGUUACAUGAACUUUAAGUCUCGAUUUUCCUCAUCUGUGAAAUACAGGUAAUGGGGGCACAUAGGAUUAUUUUGAGAAUUAAAUGCAAUAAAACAUGUGAAAUGGCUGGCCAGUAGUAAGUACCGCAUCCUGCCUGGACUCCAGAGGGACUCCAGGGGAGAAGAGGGUCAGGCCGGACACCUCUAGCUACUCACGGGCAACACCUUUGACCCCAUUGCUACCAGGAAAACCCCGUCCGCCUCUGUUAGCCAGCCAAAUGAUUUAAGGGGGUAUAACCUAGGGGCACGCUGAGAAGCUCUGCGAAGUUGGGGAUGAGUUUCCCCAGAAUACAAACUGGGAAUGACUCAAGGGAAUUGUGUCCAGGGGAAUGAAUUAAAUGGAAAAAAGGCUUGGUAGAUCAGAUAAAGUUGCAAAUUUUAGGUAGCGACUCCUUUAACUUCUUAAGGUCCUUGGAGCCCUUACUCAUCAAGUUUAGUUUGGGUACCUGUCCCUGUUACUAGGCUCGCUGAGGAACCUACCUAUGUCAACUGACCCAUUGGUAAAAAUAGGGGAAAUUACAUAGUCGCUUUAAAAAAAUGCUUAUGAUUAUAAUAUACAGGUGGAAGAGUUGGGCUAGGAGACUCCCCUGGGUUCUUGCAUUGUUUCAGUGAAAGUUGAAUCAGUGUUCUUUCUUUCAAUUAAUACUUAGCUGAGCUCCUAACGUGUGCCAGUCACUAUGCUUGGUGUUAGGGAAACCAUAGGCAAGCAGGAUAAAACCCCUCCUAUCUAAUAGUGACAGGCCGUAAUCAAAGAAUCGCACAAAUGUAAAUCGUAACUGAGGUAAACAUGAAGAAAACGUAAAAGGACUAACAUUAUGUGGCUGCGUGCUAGGAGUGGCGGAGAGAUAGGCAGAAGGCACAGCAAUGGUGUGGCUAGAAGGAGUGCUUGGUCAGGAAACCCAGUUCAGUAUCCCGAGUGCAUAGGCUUGGUUUUAGGAACUGGGGAGACAAAGAUAAAUAUGGCACUGUUCCUGGAGAGAGGAUGCUCUUUAACAAAAGUACCAUACCAUGUGACACAUGCCCCACUAUGGAUAUGAAUAAAGCACCAGGGAGGCCCAAAUAAUAAGGAAGUGAUGACUUUUGCCAGCGUGGCUAAGGACUUUCCAGUGGAGUGACAUUUGAGCUGGAUUUUGAAGGGCAAGGAGUUCAACAGAUGAGAAGUAUGGAGCUUUGUUGGUAGAGGGAACAUGUGUUCAGAGAAAGCUGCAGAAAGGAAAGGCGUCCCAGGACAUGUCUUAAACUAGCGGUGGGCAAUGGUUGGCAAAGAGUUCAUGGGCAGCUCUGGGAGGGUUUCUCAUGCCCAAGCCCAAGGCUGUUGGUGUUUCCCAGGUAGAUCCCUUGAUGUGCAAGGCACAAGGUAAGAGGAGGCAUGGGGGUAAGGCACUCUCUGCUUUGUGCGUAGGGAGAAGGAAGGUGCACUAUUUGUUCCCAGAUGGAAAGGAAAUGGCCGAAGAAUAUGAUGAGAAGACGGGCGAGCUACUUGUGAGAAAGUGGCGUGUGAAAAGUGCCUUGGGAGCCUUGGGCCAGUGGCAGAUGGAGGUGGGAGAGCCAGCACUCCCGGGAGCAGGGGGCCUGGGGCCUGAAUUCAUCAAGGAAAACAAAGCCAAUCCCAUCUUUAUGCGCAAGGACACCAAGAUGAGUUUCCAGUGGCGGAUUCGAAACCUCCCCUACCCUAAGGACGUCUACAGUGUCUGUGUGGACCAAACGGAGCGCUGCAUCAUCGUCCAAACAACCAACAAAAAGUACUACAAGAAGUUCUCCAUUCCUGACCUAGACCGGUACCAGCUUCCUCUGGAUGAGUCCGUGCUGAGUUUUGCUCAUGCCAACCGCACCCUGAUCAUCUCUUACCGGAAGCCGAAGGAGGUCCUGGAGGCUGAGUCAGAGCUUCAGAAGGAACUGAAGAAAGUGAAGACGGCCCACAGCAGUGACGGGGACUGUAAGACCCAGUAGCGGAGCAUCCUUGAGCCUGCACCUCAGGCGGUGUGGUGACCGGACCUCGGGCAGCGCAGCAGUGGGGGAGGCUCUUCGGACUUUGUGGCUUGGGCCUUUCUGGAACAGGGGUACGUCCUCUCUUCUAAGAGCUCUCCAGGCUCUGUGAGAACUGGGCCUUGGGGUGCUCCUAGCCCCCAUAUCAUGGUCUGAUCUCCCAAGUAAAGUCGUUCUGAGUCAC